Molecule: messenger RNA, 598 nt
Organism: Euleptes europaea (tarantolino)
Lineage: Eukaryota; Metazoa; Chordata; Lepidosauria; Squamata; Sphaerodactylidae
Gene: EIF5A
Product: eukaryotic translation initiation factor 5A
Exons: 5
Coding region: 107-571 (154 amino acids)
Biological process (GO): positive regulation of translational termination; positive regulation of translational elongation
Molecular function (GO): translation elongation factor activity; ribosome binding; RNA binding
Source: RefSeq, a predicted model, not a curated record
GGCGAGGGGAGGCGAUAAGUGCGCGUGCGCACUGCGGGCUGGGUUGCAGCAGGCAGCGGCGGUUGAGCUCGCGGCGGGUGACAGUUUCCAUAACAUCUGAUCCACCAUGGCUGAUGACCUAGACUUUGAGACCGGCGAUGCCGGUGCCUCCGCCACCUUCCCCAUGCAGUGCUCCGCUCUCCGCAAAAACGGCUUUGUGGUGCUCAAAGGGCGCCCCUGCAAGAUUGUGGAGAUGUCCACUUCCAAGACCGGCAAGCACGGGCAUGCCAAAGUGCAUCUUGUUGGCAUAGACAUCUUCACCGGGAAGAAAUAUGAAGAUAUCUGCCCUUCAACCCACAACAUGGAUGUGCCCAAUAUUAAGAGAAAUGACUUCCAGCUUAUUGGGAUCCAGGAUGGGUACCUCUCCCUGCUCCAGGACAGUGGAGAAGUGCGGGAGGACCUGCGUCUUCCCGAGGGAGACCUGGGCAAGGAGAUUGAACAGAAGUAUGACUGUGGCGAAGAGAUUCUGAUCACCGUGCUGUCCGCAAUGACUGAGGAAGCUGCUGUUGCUAUUAAGGCCAUGGCUAAAUAAAGGAACCACAGGUGAGCCCCGGAGAGC